This is a messenger RNA of Aegilops tauschii subsp. strangulata, 4331 nucleotides long. RefSeq names its product brassinosteroid LRR receptor kinase BRL1. The record is from RefSeq and is a predicted model, not a curated record. Gene Ontology annotation, biological process: protein phosphorylation. Lineage: Eukaryota; Viridiplantae; Streptophyta; Magnoliopsida; Poales; Poaceae. Gene Ontology annotation, molecular function: receptor serine/threonine kinase binding; ATP binding; protein kinase activity.
CCCGUGGAGGGGAGGCUGCUCGCUAAAACUAAUGGCGGUUGAGUAGCAGGCUAGUAGCGCGCCGGAGCUCUGUCCCUCCCUCCCUCCCUCCCCUGCUACUUAAAUAGUCAAGUGUAGGCCUGUGUGUGCUUCCUCUGCUUCUGCUUCUUCCUCGUCCAGCAGCAUCUCUCUUCCCUUCCCUUGUCCUCGCCUGCGAUUCUUGCGGCAGCUAGAUAGAUUCUGCUGCGAACUCCCUCUUCUCAACCUGUGGGAUUUCUUCCUCCGUUGCUUUCUUGAUGAGGUUUCGGGUUCAGGCACCCUACUUCUCCUCCUGGCCAAGGGAAAUUGCGACCCAAAUGUUCUCCGUCGACAUGUGAAGCCACCCAACAACACGGCAGCACGCAACUCCCACCGCCGCCGCCGGCAUCUCCGUUUUCUCCUCCUUCCUUGCAAGAAUCGACGGCUGCACGCAGAGGACCCGAAGCCAUGUCGCCCUUCACUGCGGGCUUCUUCUUCUUGCUCGUGCUGCUCCGGCUGCUGGCGCCCGCCAUUGCCGACGCCGGCGAGGCGGCGGCGCUGCUCGCCUUCAGGCGCGCGUCCGUGGUGGACGACCCGCGCGGCGCUCUCACGACCUGGGCGUCCGGCGCCGCCGCCAACUCCACCGCGCCCUGCUCGUGGGCCGGCGUCACGUGCGCGCCACCGCUCGACGGCCGGGUCGUCGCCGUCAACCUCAGCGGCAUGGAACUCGCCGGCGACCUUCAGCUCGGCGCGCUCCUUUCCCUCCCGACGCUGCAGCGUCUCGACUUGCGCCGCAAUGCCUUCUACGGCAACCUCUCGCACGCGCCGCCGUCGUCGUCGUCGUGCGCGCUCGUGGAGGUGGACAUAUCGUCCAACGCCUUCAACGGGACGCUGCCCCCGGCGUUCCUGGCGUCCUGCGGCGCGCUGCGGUCCCUGAACCUGUCGAGGAACGCCCUCGCCGGCGGCGGGUUCCCGUUCGCGUCGUCGCUGCGGUCGCUCGACCUGUCGCGCAACCACCUGGAGGACGCCGGCCUGCUCAACUACUCCUUCGCCGGCUGCCAUGGCCUGCGCUACCUCAACCUCUCCGCCAACCUCUUCACGGGCCGGCUGCCGGAGCUGGCGUCGUGCAGCGUGGUCACCACGCUCGACGUAUCGUGGAACCAGAUCUCAGGCGCGCUCCCCGCCGGUUUCAUGGCGACCGCGCCGGCCAACCUGACGUACCUGAGCAUCGCCCGUAACAACCUCACCGGCGAUGUCUCUGGGUACAACUUCGGCGUGUGCGGCAACCUGACGGUGCUUGAUUGGUCCAACAAUGGCCUAAGCAGCACCGGAUUGCCGCCGGGUCUCACCAACUGCCGGCGCCUCGAGACGCUCGACAUGUCAGGGAACAAGCUUCUCUCCGGCUCAAUACCGACCUUCUUCACCGAACUUCCUUCUCUGAAGAGACUGGCAUUGGCCGGCAACGAGUUCGCCGGGCCGAUACCGGAGGAGCUGGGCCAGCUGUGCGGCAGAAUCGUCGAUCUGGACCUGUCGAGCAACCGGCUGGUCGGCGGCUUGCCGGCGAGCUUUGCAAAUUGCAGCUCCCUCGAGGUGCUCGACCUCAGAGCGAACCAGCUCUCCGGUGACUUCGUGGCCAGCGUCGUCAGCACCAUCUCCCCGCUCCGCGUGCUGCGGCUGGCAUUCAACAACAUCACCGGCGCGAACCCGCUGCCGGCGCUCGCGGCGGGGUGCCCAUUGCUGGAGGAGAUCGACCUCGGCUCCAACGAGCUCGACGGAGAGAUCAUGCCGGACCUGUGCUCAUCACUGCCUUCUCUGAAGAAGCUGUUCCUCCCAAACAACUACCUCAACGGCACCGUGCCGACGUCGCUCGGCAACUGCGCUAACCUGGAGUCCAUUGAUCUGAGCUUCAACUUCCUGGUUGGCGAGAUCCCGCCGGAAGUAAUCACUCUGCCGAAGCUGGCCGAUCUGGUCAUGUGGGCGAAUGGGCUGUCCGGCGCGAUACCGGACAUCCUAUGCUCCAAUGGCACCGCACUGGCAAUGCUGGUGAUAAGCUACAACAACUUCACCGGAGGCAUCCCGCCGUCCAUCACAAGCUGCGUGAACCUCAUCUGGGUGUCGCUGUCGGCCAACCGUCUCACCGGGGGCGUGCCGCCGGGCUUCUCCAAGCUCCAGAACCUGGCCAUCCUGCAGCUCAACAAGAACCAGCUCUCCGGGCGCGUGCCGGCGGAGCUCGGCAGGUGCAACAACCUCAUAUGGCUGGACCUCAACAGCAACGGCUUCACCGGCACGAUACCCUCGGAGCUGGCAGCCCAGGCGGGGCUCGUUCCGGAGGGGAUCGUGUCAGGGAAGGAGUUCGUCUUCCUCCGCAACGAGGCCGGCAACAUCUGCCCCGGCGCCGGACUGCUCUUCGAGUUCUUUGGCAUCCGGCCAGAGCGCUUGACCGGGUUCACCCCCGCGGUGCGCAUGUGCCCAGUCACCAGGAUUUACACGGGCACCACGGUAUACACAUUCAGCAGCAAUGGCAGCAUGAUCUUCCUCGACCUCUCGUACAACGGCCUCACCGGCGAGAUUCCGGACAGCCUCGGGAGCAUGGCGUACCUCGUCGUCCUCAACUUGGGGCACAAUGAGCUCAGCGGCAAGAUACCGGAGGGGUUGUCAGGGCUGGAACUAAUGGGCGCGAUGGACCUGUCAAACAAUCACUUGGUUGGCGGCAUACCCUCAGGUUUUGGUGGUCUGCAUUUCCUCGCCGACCUCGACGUCUCCAACAACAACCUCACCGGCCCGAUCCCGUCGUCCGGCCAGCUCACCACCUUCGAGCCGGCCCGGUACGGGAACAACUCUGGUCUCUGCGGCAUUCCUCUGCCGCCUUGCGGGCACAGUCCGGGAGGGGGGAGCGGGGGAGGAAGCUCACAUGAUGGGAGGAGGAAGGUGAUCGGGGCGAGCAUUCUCGUCGGAGUGGCGCUCUCGGUGCUCAUUCUCCUCCUGCUCUUGGUCACGCUCUGCAAGCUCUGGAAGAGCCAGAAGACGGAGGAGAUCAGAACCGGGUACAUCGAGAGCCUCCCGACGUCCGGCGCCACGAGCUGGAAGCUCUCCGGUGUGGAGGAGCCACUGAGCAUCAACGUGGCCACCUUCGAGAAGCCGCUGAGGAAGCUCACCUUCGCGCACCUCCUCGAGGCCACCAAUGGCUUCAGCGCCGAGACCCUCGUCGGCUCCGGUGGGUUCGGCGAGGUUUACAAGGCCAGGCUCAAGGACGGCAGCGUCGUGGCCAUCAAGAAGCUCAUCCAUUACACGGGCCAGGGCGACAGGGAGUUCACGGCGGAGAUGGAGACCAUCGGCAAGAUCAAGCACCGCAACCUCGUCCCGCUGCUCGGGUACUGCAAGGUCGGCGACGAGCGGCUCCUCGUGUACGAGUACAUGAAGCACGGCAGCUUGGACAUGGUCCUCCAUGACGACGACAAGGCCAUGGUGAAGCUCGACUGGGCGGCGAGGAAGAAGAUCGCGAUCGGGUCGGCGAGGGGCCUCGCCUUCCUCCACCACAGCUGCAUCCCCCACAUCAUCCACCGGGACAUGAAGUCGAGCAACGUGCUCCUGGACAGCAACCUCGACGCCCGGGUGUCGGACUUCGGGAUGGCGAGGCUGAUGAACGCGCUGGACACGCAUCUGAGCGUGAGCACGCUCGCGGGCACGCCCGGGUACGUGCCGCCGGAGUACUACCAGAGCUUCCGGUGCACUACCAAGGGCGACGUCUACAGCUACGGCGUCGUGCUCCUGGAGCUCCUCACCGGGAAGAAGCCGAUCGACCCGACCGAGUUCGGCGACAACAACCUCGUCGGCUGGGUGAAGCAGAUGCUCAAGGACAACCGAGGCGGCGAGAUCUUUGAUCCUACGCUGACCGACACGAAGUCCGGGGAGGCCGAGCUCGAUCAGUACCUGAAGAUCGCCUCCGAGUGCCUGGAUGACCGGCCCGCCAGAAGGCCUACCAUGAUCCAGGUCAUGGCCAUGUUCAAGGAGCUGCAGCUUGACUCCGACAGCGACUUCCUCGACGGGUUCUCCAUCAAUUCCUCCACAAUAGACGAAUCUGCAGAGAAAUCGUCGUCGUAAUGUUUUCCUUUUCUUGUUCUUUUUUUCAUGCUCCGGAGGGAUAGAACAGCGAGAUAGCUCAAUGAUUUUAGGUUACAAAAAAAAGGUCGUAGUGUCCUCCAAUUCACUGGGGGAGGUUGUAAUUUUGUGGUUCCACUCUCUGUAUAUAAGCGUCCAAAGUAUGAAGAGGGACAUGAAGGUAGUAGCUUUCAUUUUGCAAGAAAAGGAUCAAUCGUAUUGCUCGUGUUUCAGCA